GUAUCAACAGUCGAAUCCCGAGAAAUCGAACAAGAACCGGAAGUUCAGCCUGUGGAUGAAAAUGUGAUGUUUUGUGUCUGAAGUUAUUUAGCUAACGUCAACUUCCAUGAUCUUUGCAGGAAGAUAACGUGGUUUCUGUCUGGAAGGAAGCGUGCGACCUUCUGGUGCAUCACCCCUGGUAUUAGUUUAUCCUCCGGGACGAAUCCGUCACUUUCUCUGAGAACCGGAACAAAGUGUCAGCAGCCAGGAUGGAUCCAGCGCUACUGAGGGAGAGGGAGCUGUUCAAAAAAAGAGCUCUGUCCACUCCAGCUGUAGAGAAGAGACAGACAUCAGACUCUCACAAGAAGAAGAAGUCCAAAGCAGACAAGGAGGGAUCGUCCAAACACGGCGCUGAGUCGAGUAAUGGCAACAUAAACAUCAAAACAAGCUCCGGGUACAAAUUUGGCUGCUUGGCCAAGAUAGUCAAUUACAUGAAGACAAGGCAUCAGAAUGGAGACACACACUGCUUGACCUUAGAAGAGAUUCUGGAUGAGACCAAGCUUCUGGACAUCAGCAUGAAGCAGAAACAUUGGCUUAUGACUGAGGCUUUGGUCAACAAUCCCAAAAUUGACGUGCGGGAUGGAACGUUUGGCUUCAAGCCCAAGUACAACCUGAAGGACAAGAAAGCCUUACUGAGGCUGCUGGACAAACACGACCAGCUGGGCCUGGGAGGAGUGCUGCUGGACGAUGUAGAGGAGGGGCUGCCCAACUCGGCCAAAGCCAUUAAGGUUUUGGGGGAUCAGAUCAUCUUUGUGACGAGGCCAGACAAGAAAAAGAUCCUCUUCUACAACGACAAACACUGUCAGUUUACAGUAGAUGAAGAAUUCCAGAAACUAUGGAGGAGUGUUCCAGUUGAUAACAUUGAUGAAGAGAAGAUCGAGGAGUACCUGAAGAAACAAGGCAUCUCCUCCAUGCAGGAGACCGGACCAAAAAAAGUGAUGCCAGUUAAGAGAAAGAAGCAAGGUGGGCAGAGGAAGAGACACUUCAAGACCCACAACAACCAUUUGGCCGGGGUUCUGGAGGAUUAUUCAGAAGGUGUUCCUGCAAAGAAGUGAAGUCCCUUCACUCAGAGGAGCAGCAGAGUCCCUUCAUCCAAUGGGGACUCUGGCCACAAUACAGUACAAACACCUUUGUUGGGUGUUAGGUCAAACAAACUGGCUUCUUUUCCUUCUCUGCACCCCUCUCAGUGAUCGUGUAUUACAUGAUGUGAAAAGCCCUGUGUUGUGGAAUCCUUUUCAGUUUGUUCAUUGAUCAGUGAUGACUGAAAGACACUGGAGGAAAAGUUAAAGAGUAUUGAGACCUUUGAGGACAGUGGAUGCUCUUAAGGGGGCGCAGUAACCUUACUGUUAAAAUGUAAAUGAGUUAAAGUGUGUAAAUACUUUUUUUUUCUUUAUUUUACUUAGAGUACUGCAGAAGGGCGUGUGUGUGUGUGUGGAGGUUUUAUGUGACAUGGCACCAGUCGUCUGACGGCUUCCUUUGAUCAGGAACUGCAGAUGUUUUGUUGUGCAGUGCAUCACACUGAUGUCUCUUAUCCAGCAAGAAACAUCUUGGACAUUACCUUCUGUGAAAUUAAAUAAAUAUUUAAAUUCUUUUAAUUUGCAGCACCUUGGCAUAGCAGUUUAAAAUAUGGAAUUUGUUUUGACAUUGUUUUAAUAAAUUACAUUGUUACAGGAUAA
Molecule: messenger RNA, 1715 nt
Organism: Pleuronectes platessa (European plaice)
Lineage: Eukaryota; Metazoa; Chordata; Actinopteri; Pleuronectiformes; Pleuronectidae
Gene: gtf2e2
Product: general transcription factor IIE, polypeptide 2, beta
Exons: 8
Coding region: 249-1094 (281 amino acids)
Biological process (GO): transcription initiation at RNA polymerase II promoter
Cellular component (GO): transcription factor TFIIE complex
Source: RefSeq, a predicted model, not a curated record